Molecule: messenger RNA, 865 nt
Organism: Danaus plexippus (monarch butterfly)
Lineage: Eukaryota; Metazoa; Arthropoda; Insecta; Lepidoptera; Nymphalidae
Gene: SmD3
Product: small nuclear ribonucleoprotein Sm D3
Exons: 2
Coding region: 172-561 (129 amino acids)
Biological process (GO): RNA processing; spliceosomal snRNP assembly
Cellular component (GO): U12-type spliceosomal complex; precatalytic spliceosome; SMN-Sm protein complex
Molecular function (GO): RNA binding
Source: RefSeq, a predicted model, not a curated record
GUAUAAUGUCUUUGACACUUUGCUGACUGACAUCUACCCGCCAUUAUUUGUUUGUAGUUUGUGCUAAACUUUGGCGUCGGUUCAGAACUUAAAAUCUUAUCCUUUGCCAUCUGAAAAUUUGCGGAUAUUAAUUAAUAUUUUAUUUGUUACUGUGAUAUUUCAACAUUAAAUAUGUCUAUUGGUGUUCCUAUUAAAGUACUUCACGAAGCGGAAGGCCAUGUAGUGACUUGCGAAACAAAUACCGGCGAAGUUUACAGAGGGAAGCUAAUAGAAGCUGAAGAUAAUAUGAAUUGUCAAAUGACUUUGGUAACGGUUACAUACAGAGAUGGGCGAGUGGCACAGCUAGAAAAUGUAUAUAUAAGAGGUUCUAAGAUACGUUUUCUUAUAUUACCGGAUAUGUUAAAAAACGCGCCGAUGUUUAAACGACAAGGAAACAAACCAACCGCUGGUCGCGGUAAAAGUGCUAUACUACGAGCUCAAGCGGGUAGAGGUCGUGCUAGCGGUCGAGGUGGAGGACAUCGUGGAGGAUGGCAGGGUGGCUCUGGACCAUCGAGGCGGUAGAAUAUGUAAUCACACUGCCCCUACUGCAGUUUUAGAAGCUACAUUUAUAAAAGAACAUGGUAUAUUUAUUAGCUAUGUAUAAUAAAUAGUGAAAAUGUUUUGUUGUUGUAAGUUUGUACCAAUGACAAAAUUGAAAGUUGCCUUCUAAGUACUUCUUUACAUAAGUUAAAUAACAAACUUUCAAAUUUUAAUUAUACAUAAAUUACUGUUUCCUUAUAAUAUAGGAAUUAUUAGAGUAUACAGGUCAGUUUCUAAGAUAAUGUAAGAGGUGUGAGUGAGUUUUCAAUAAAAAUUAAUAUAAGUA